Molecule: messenger RNA, 485 nt
Organism: Paramecium pentaurelia
Lineage: Eukaryota; Ciliophora; Oligohymenophorea; Peniculida; Parameciidae
Source: the annotation of a GenBank genome assembly
AUGGCCAGAUAGAAAAUGCUUACCCUUGCAUCUCCCAUCUUUUUUUUCACCUAUAAAGAAUGGAAAAUAAAUAAUUUUUUGGAUUCUGGAGAUUAUUAGAGAGUUGAAGUAGUAACGGAUUAUUCCAAAGUGAUGAGAAUUUUUUUGGAAAAGAUUUAGGAACAUUCAAAGUCCAUCGAGGAAGUAUAUAAAUAAGUACCUUUUAGUCUGUUUUAUACUUUUGAAGCUUUUAUAAUCUUAUAGAUCUUCAUUAAUAGAUGGUGUAAGGAAUUUAUGAUAUUUAAGAUGUUUCAAAUUUCACGCAGCUUUUUGAAGAAAGGUUUAGGCAGUAAGCUUCGACUUUACAUCAUAGACAUGAGCGAAGGAAGGGUCUCUAGUCGUUUCACAUCCGAAUCAACCUAACUCUACAUAUCAUCAAUUAAUAAUAUAAAUCACAAUUAUUCUCGAAUCAACCAAUCUAAAAGGUUCUUUUAUUUUUCAUUUGA